Colletotrichum orchidophilum is the source of this 2748-nucleotide messenger RNA. RefSeq lists its product as uncharacterized. NCBI's taxonomy places the organism in Eukaryota, Fungi, Ascomycota, Sordariomycetes, Glomerellales, Glomerellaceae. The transcript has 2 exons. The record is from RefSeq and is a predicted model, not a curated record. Bases 1 to 2748 code for a protein of 915 amino acids. Gene Ontology annotation, cellular component: microtubule organizing center.
AUGGACAGUCUUGCGCGGACACAAUCGCGCGACCGCGAGAGGUCACUGCCUUCUCCGAUCUACCCUCGUCCGUCUUCAAGAUCGAGUACAAGUACUAGCGCAACCCGACGGACUCCUCGAAGCGCAAACAGUUCCACCUCUCAAUUUGUCACAUCUCCGCGACCUCCCAGUGCUCAUCCUUCCCACAAGUUCCACCAUAGCUCCUGCGCCCAGUCAAUGGUGACCUCCCGGCCUGGGUCUGCUGUGUCAAGAGACCGAGUUUCCGACUCUGGACGGCAGAGCGCCGCAUCCACGUAUCUCCAGGACAAGCUCCAGAGGAGAAGGGAAGAAGCGGACAGGCUGGCUGCGGUACGGUCAACACAAGAUAUGAGCGCCUCUGUAGACCUACCAGUACGUCAUGCGCAGAGUUCCCCCGUGAAAGGCGAGUCGGUGGAUGGCCGCCGGCCAAGAUCGAGUGGAGGCAAUGGAGAACCCGCAAAGAGUAAGGGCAUGGGCGCCAAGGAGAUGGAAGCAACUGUUUCAACCCUGCACAAGCAAAAUUUUGACCUGAAGCUCGAGCUCUUCCACCGCCGCGAACGACAAAAUGCGCUCGAAGAGCGAGUGGACGCUCUCGAGUCCGAAAAAGCACAGAUAGACGAUGUGAACGACAAGCUACUCGACGAGUUGGAAAAGCGAGACAAAGCUGUGCAGGAGGCUGUCCAGAUGAUAGUGACUCUUGAGGCCCAGGUUGAGACGCUGUUGAAGGAGCGGGAAAUGGUCCGACUUGUCGAUGAAGCCGGCUUUUUACCUCUCGAUGACCUCGAGUCUCGUCUUAAAAGCCCUACGCCCAAACCCAGAAUAGCGGAUCUCGUACGGCUUGAAGAUGAUGUUAAGACACUCAAUCGUAUGCCAAGCUUCCUGUCGGACUACACCGAAAACACUGAGAACCUACGAAAGGUAUACCUCAGCUCGCGUGGUAGCCUCCUCAGCUUGCCGAGGCUCACAACGGAGGGGGUGGAUGAAUCCGAUGCGCGUCGCGGUAACGGCAUGACGAGCCCAAGCCUCAGCGUCCUCAGUGAAAGUUCUUUUGUAAGUGUGUAUGGGGAGAAGGAAGAUCAGGAUCGGACGAUCGUGGCCGAUGCAGACGAGCCACACUCGAUGGAUGGUGCUUUACCUAAUUCUGGGCCGCCUCGAAAAGCGUCGUAUAGCAGCGAUCAGUCUAGGAUACAAAGGCCACCAACCACCAUGUCAACAAGGUCGAGUCGCCCGAGUAGGUCCAAUUCCAUCGGUCGGGCCCCCCCUGGUCCAGGUCAGUUCAAGUCGCUCCACGACAUCAUCGACCAUACCUCGCCCCUUCAGAAGCUAGCGAGACUCGACCAUGCCUACUUGGACAGUCUGCCUGCCCAGGACUCGUCCCCAAUGGCGGGCAGAGGUCAGUCGCAAAAACAGGUCAAGGACGCGAAGCGCGAAGCCCUGCGAAGAGUCACCACAGAUGCGCCCGCUUCACGGUCUGGCGAAGGCCUGCCUCCCACACCGGACACCAUUUCCACAUCCACUCUUCGAAGAUUCAAGACAUCGAAUGACACGCUCUCUAAACAGCGAGCCGUAUCGGAUCAGCAUAGCUAUCGUUCGAUAUCAGAGGGUACGUCUAAGGGUGAUGACGGUGACCAUGGUGGAGGCGUGCCUGUCUUCCAACAUCCCGCAGCCUCUCCCUUUGCAGGACACAAGGAGCCAGCCAGCGCCCAUUACUUCGAAAUGCGACCGCCCCUGAUCCCUCGCCCUCGAUCGGCAAACGAAACGACGAUAUCGAAUCACCAGGAAAUCGAAUGGGAUUCUGACGGGGACUCAAUGCACUCGCUCGACUCUAGCCUCGAUAUUUGGCUACAGCAAGGAAAAGAUCCAAAGUAUAUCGGGCAUCAGAGGAGCGAAUCUCCAGAUCUGUUCAGCUUUCCUCCGUCCGGUGGGGGAUGGAACCCAGCUGGCAUGUUUGGCUCUUUAGGCGGCGCAUUUGAGGUCCCUGGUCUCCCACCACAGCAACAAACUCUUGCCGAGGAUGUCCUCUUCCAGGACGGUGUCCAGCCUCUGCCCCCGCCAAAUAGGAGGUCGAGCUUGGGUGCUAAGACGGGCCAGACAUCCUCCAAGAAUAUGCCCGCCAAUGGCAAAGUUCGCAAGUCGCCUUCCCGCAGCGGAUCCAGGCGCAACAGUGUUGAUGCGCAAACGAGUCAGUUGGCAGAGUCGGUGGCUCACACCCCGCAGCAUUCGGAUCCAAAAGCUGGCGCUCGCUCCAGAGACAGCCACUAUCCCCCUUCUUCUGCUGCUGCACCCCGCGGGCAUCGGUUGAAUUUUUUCCGACGAUCCAUUGGAGGUAGUACUGCCCCGAGUCCUGUUCAGCAAGCAUCGCCGGCAGCCGAGUCACUGGUACCAGCUCCGACCCAAGCUGCUCCGAUGGGCGUCCCAUCAUGGGUGCAGGGAAACCAUCCGGGAGAGGAGGAUAGGACAAGCGCAACGCCGCCUCCCAUCAUGCGAAACCCUCGUCCCACCCGUUCUGGCAGCUUUGACGAGGGUGCGCCUGUGCAUGAUCGUAGCCCUGCAGUUCCGACGACACCUGUGACAACCUAUGCUUCGUAUACAACAACGGCGAAUGGAACGCCUGUUUCUGCAGAAACCACACCCACGAGCAAUACUGCAAGCGGUGGCGCGCCUUUGCACAAGCGAAAAUGGCUUCCGGGCUUUGGUCGAGCGAGCAGUCUGCGGAAUCGUGCUGGCUGA